GGGCUGACCUGCAUGAUGAGAGAGUUGCUGGUGGCGACAUUAGGCUCCUUGGACUGCAGCUGGCGGUGGGAGGUGUUCAGGCCGUCCCAGGACGCGCUUACUAUGCUCACCGUGUUGGCAUGCACCACCGUGAAGUAGAUGUCGCGCUCUGCAUCCAAGUCCCGCGCGGACACUCGGGGCCCAAAAGCCCCUGUCCAAGCGGCCUCUCCUCAGAGCAAUGACCCCCCCGUGGAAGAAGACGUGGUCCCCGGUCACCUGACCCAGACACAGUGGGAGGACUUGCUGAAGCUGGAGGAGACGGGGGAAAACGUUGAGGGGAUAGUGGAGGACCUCAUGGGCAAUGUCAUGGAGAAAUGUCUCAAGUCACACAUUCACAAACAGCUUGUGGCUUUCACCGUAUGCUGGGCCAAAGACUUCCUAGUCGAGGCUAUGGAACUGGCUCUCCUCUACCGUGACCCAGGAGACGGGCCGGAGGAGGCCUUCUCCACUGCUGAAGACUCACAGCCGGUGCCUUCACCUAUAGACUCCUGGGCCCAAGGCUGUGUGCCUGUUGUAUCCAUCAGCAGUCCUCCUCCUCUUCCUCCUCACGCAACUCCUCACAAAGCAGCAGGGCUGGAUAAAAAAGAGCCAGGAUCUCCCCGGCCGCCCUGCCCAGAGGCCCAGCUGAACAGCUCUAGAGUACAACAUGAGAAGCAUAGAGAGAGGAGUGGCCCUGCAGAUCACAGCCCUCACAGAAUAGCCACCCCUACCCCACCAGGCAAAAGUGAUAGAAAGAAAAAAAUGAAGAUUCUGCUAAAUACUGCGGCCAAAGAAUCAAUCCAGUCCUCAACACAGUCCCUUUCCCGGUUGGUUACCCAAGGGGAGCAGGAGGAGGACAGGAAGAGGAGGGUUCGUUUGUCCACUGAUGGGUUUGAUUCGUUACCUGCGUCUGAGGGCAAGCAACCCGUGUCAAAGCGACAUCAUGUCCUCCAGCCCCUGCCUCUUGUCUCUCCUCAGUAUGAGAUCCUGGACACACUGCUCCCUAAAAGACAGACCAUACAUGGACUUCCUCUCUCAGGGCACAAAUACACCAAACAGCGUGCGGUGUCAACCAGCAUGAAGCUCAAGCCAUUACCCAACUACACGGAUAAUAAGGCCAAGCUUCAACAAAGACCAAACGCCCAGCCCAGGACUGAUUUCUGGCUUGAGCCCAGACACCAUUCUACUCCCGUGGACAAGAGUGGUAUAAUUAGGUUUUCCGGAAGUUUGAGGCUAGACACCAUGAAUUUAGUACCAGGGGUUUCCCUCAAUGAGUCACAGGGUCUUCAGAACAGUCCACUAAACGCUGGUACUCAGGUCUGUUUGGAUAACAUGGCUGAGCUGAGGCCCAUACGAAGGUAUCCAGCCUUGCCAAGCCUUACUACUGAGCAGCGUAGUACAGGUGUACCAGCUCAGGCAAUGCCCCUCAAGUAACGCCAGAACGUGAUCAUGGGAUGACUUUUGUUAUAUUUUUUCAAAUAAUAAAAGUACACUAAGAAGAAUGUGAUGCGAAGAGCUGUAGGUGGCGUUGUUGUAGGUCAUGCACCUGUGUGUAUAUGUGAAAGGUGAUCAAUCAAUUUGAAAUCUGAUUUUUUUUUUGGACAUCUGAAGUAGCUCACGUAAUUAGGCCUGCAUGAAAGGCAAAAUAAUAAUUAGGCUGCAUGGGAAAAAGUACCGCCGAAAAUGUUAUUUGUAAAAACAAAAAAAUAUAUAUAUACAUAUUCUGCUAACCCAAAUAAUAAUCAUAAGCGUUGACAAUAUCUCAAUUUCUUCUGAAUGAUUUGAUUAAAUCAGUUUAUCUACUAUUACAUCAACAAAGGGUAAGCAAAGUAUAGCAAUGAUGACCAUAAUUAAACUCACCCACAUUCAACUUCAAACUAAUUAAAAAGCUUGGUGGGCAAUAAGAAAAUUAUAAAAAUACAUGUUUUUAAUUUAUAAAUAUAUCAUCACUUUUGCAACUGCCUUUCUUAAACAUACGCUGUCGUAAAUAAACAUACUUAUUAUAAAUUAA
Molecule: messenger RNA, 2029 nt
Organism: Gadus macrocephalus (Pacific cod)
Lineage: Eukaryota; Metazoa; Chordata; Actinopteri; Gadiformes; Gadidae
Exons: 4
Coding region: 139-1452 (437 amino acids)
Source: RefSeq, a predicted model, not a curated record